Etheostoma cragini (Arkansas darter) is the source of this 3206-nucleotide messenger RNA. It is a transcript of the gene tmem67, whose product is annotated as transmembrane protein 67. Gene Ontology annotation, biological process: cilium assembly. The coding region runs from base 51 to 3020 and encodes 989 amino acids. Gene Ontology annotation, cellular component: ciliary transition zone; MKS complex. Lineage: Eukaryota; Metazoa; Chordata; Actinopteri; Perciformes; Percidae. The transcript is spliced from 29 exons. The record is from RefSeq and is a predicted model, not a curated record.
AUGACGCUAAAUGAUAAGGAUUGUGGGUAAAAGGAAGACCGUUGUUUACCAUGGCGACGGGGACGCUACCGUCUGUUGUUAACGCAUACAAAGUGCCCCUAACAUUAUUUCUGUUAAUAUACAUAGGUCCACUUAAUUGCCAGCAGUUUGUCAUCCCAUUUAAGGCUCCUUCAGAUUGUGGUGCGGAAGAGUUUUUCGAUAUCUCGAGUCUCUCGUGUGUGAGGUGCGGUUCAAAUCAGCGACGGAGCACAACAGGACUCAGCUGCAUUUGCAAAAAUGGAUACCAAACUCUCACCACUGAGAAGGCUUCCAUUACUUGUCAGCCAUGUCCCUCUGACAAACCUUCAGUAACUACAGGUGGGUUUGGAUGUAUUCGUUGUCCAGGCAGUCUCAGUGAUGAGGGGAAGUGCCAGUGCCCGCCAGGCAAUGUUCUGGUGGAGAGAGAUGUCAAUGGAAACCUUUUGGAGGAGGCCAUCUGUGAAAAGUGUAAUGGAAACUCCCCUUCUUUCUCUGUACCAAACCACAGUGGAGACAGGUGUGAGAGAUGUCAGGCUUCCUUCAGUAACAUUUCCUGUCUGUGUAACCCUCCUAAUGUCCUGGCAGAAGGAUUAUGUUUCCCUCCAGGCAGCCUCUCCACUAAUGUCAAUCCCAGUGUCAACUAUGCUGAGUUGAAGUUCAGUGUCCAGUCUGCGUGGUUCAUCAAAAAUCUGUACACCUCCUCAGCAGCCUGCCUUAUCUUCUCCAACCUGACGGCAUGUCAGGCUCUUGGGAACAUGUGUGUGAUGAACAUGCACUCCUUAAGCAGCGUCUCCACCGAUGCCUGCGGUCUCUUCAACACCAUCUUCAGAUCUAGGGCUGCUUUGAGCUCAACUCAAGACAUUUCCUACUGGAGAGUUAAUCUGCCAUGGCUUUACUAUGGAGACGAACCAGGACUGGCCAGUCGAGUGCUUCAGACCGAUCCUGUUCCCAUUGGGUUCAGUUUCAGAGGAAGAAACAAAAACACUGACAUUAAGCUGCUUGCUGCUGUCUAUAAUGUUAGAGGAGAGUUCCUCAGAUGGGAGCAAGUAGGAGGACGUAAUCUCCAGCUUUGUCCAGAAACAACCACCAAGCAGGCAGCAGCCUUCAGUUUUGGAACUGCUUACCAAGAAAGCUGUGAUAUUUCAGUAGCAGAGCUGUUGGGUACCCAUCCUGAGCCGAUGUUCUAUGAUGUGUUCAUGGAUCUCGGAGGAGGAGAGAACAGAAAACUUCUCCCUCUGCCCACACUAGUCUAUAACCAGCAAUACAAUGGACGGUUCAUCAACCAAGAGAGCAUGAAGAACUGGUACCUGUCUCGGCGUAUGUUUGUUGUUGACACGCUGAGUGGAAGAGAGAAGAGUACGGAUUCCCUGCCCAAAGUCAUCCGUGUAGCCAACAGUGUCAAAAUAAGGUUUCAGCUGGUUCCAAGAACCCAGGAAGGACAGGUGUUUACCCCUUUAAUGACUGUGACCUACAAAGACGUUCCUAUUACGGAUAUCAAUACACAAACUGUGACUAUUACGUUUGCUGUAGAGUAUGAGAUGGAUCAGAAUGAGGCUCGCAUAAAGACAGAUACUGCUCUUGGUGUGAUGGGUGGUGUGGCCGUCCUCUACUCUCUGCUGAAGACGGUCAGCUGGAAGAGGAGGAUUUCCUCACCACUCAUAGACGUGGAGACUAUGCUGAAGUUUUUCUUGUUUUAUGCUGGAGAUCUGGCCAAUGUUUUCUUUGCCGUCACUGUGGGAACUGGACUUUACUGGCUCAUCUUGUACAAGACAUUAAAGGCUCAACAGUUUGUAUCAGUGCUGUUACCGCUACCUGCUCAGGAGGAGCAGUUUGUGACAUACAUUGGUUGUGCCUUUGCUCUCAAGGCUUUCCAGUUUCUCCACAAGCUGAGUCUUCAGGUGUCAAUUGAUGUUUUCUUUAUUGACUGGGAGAGGCCACGGAGCAAAGCUAACAGAACAGUGCAAGUUUCAGCUACCGGUAAGCCCAAACGUGACCCCUCUCCAGUCAGCAUCUGGAGGACCUACUUUGUGGCUAAUGAAUGGAACGAGAUCCAGACCAUCCGCAAGAUCAGCCCAACUUUUCAGAUCAUUGCUGUGCUCUUCUUUCUUGAAGUGUUGGGUUUCUCUAACCUGGCCCUCAGGGACCCCUGGCCAACUUUACAGCGCUCGUCACAGGCAUACAUCCCCCCAUACAGUCUGAUGCUGCGCUAUGGUCUGGCAGCCACGUUGUGGCUCUGCAUUGGACUUCUGCAGGUGAUUUUCUUCACUGUGUUUCAUGAGCACUUUGUGGAGGACAAAAUCCGUCAGUUUGUAGACCUCUGCUCCAUCAGUAAUAUUUCUGUGCUGCUGUUAUCUCACCGUUGUUUUGGCUACUACAUUCACGGACGUUCAGUACAUGGCCAUGCAGACACAAACAUGGAGGAAAUGAACAACAAUCUGAAUAGAGAAUCUGAGUCCCUGUGUGGUCAGAGAGGACUACUUCCCAACACAGAGAUCCAGACCUUUCAGGUGUCUCUCACCAACCGCUUGCGGUCGCAGUAUGACAGGAUACGGGAGCAGAUCAACAGUAGGCAUGGGCCAUCACGGCCAAUGGAUGCAUUCUCGGCUAAUCAGUUUGAGCAGAGGGCCAGAGGCUACCAGACCAUGAACCACUUUCUGGGAUCCAUUAUAGACCAUGCUUAUCCAGACAUGGACUAUAUAGUGAAGGACAAGCUGAUGUUUGAGAGGGUCAUAGGAAUGGAGUUCCUGGAACCCAGUGAAAAAAGCAUCUUUUACAAUGACGAGGCCCACUCCUUUAGUGAUGUGCUGUUUUAUGGGAAUGAGGCAACGCUGCUGAUCUUUGACACUUUGUUCUUCUGUGUUGUCGACCUCGGGUCUCAGAGCUUUGUACUUGCAGCGGUGCUUACAUGCGUACAGCAAAUGAUAUUUCGCUUGAUCCGUAACACUCUCGGAAGGAAGAACCUUGUCAGAAAGACUCUGGUGGAUAAGAGAUUUUUGAUAUAAAAUUCCCUGCUAAGUAAUUUGUAGUGUCGGUGUUGUUUAGUGACAUUCCUCUUAAAGAUGUUACACAGCUUGUACAGCUUUUUUUGUACUUUACAUAUACAGUAUUUUUAUUGCUGUUUCAUGAUGUAAAUAUGAGCAUUUCUGUUUUUGUAUGAGUUUUUAUUGAUUAAAAUGUUUUGAUAUGAA